Molecule: messenger RNA, 354 nt
Organism: Guillardia theta CCMP2712
Lineage: Eukaryota; Cryptophyceae; Pyrenomonadales; Geminigeraceae
Exons: 1
Cellular component (GO): cytosol
Molecular function (GO): 3-deoxy-manno-octulosonate cytidylyltransferase activity
Source: RefSeq, a predicted model, not a curated record
GGGGCCAUCGUCUGCAUCAUCCCUGCUCGUUUCGGCUCUCAGCGCUUCCCCGGCAAGCUGCUGGAAAAGCUCAAAGGCAAGACGGUGCUGGAGAGGACAUGGAGGAGGGCGGGGCAUGCGGAAGCAUGCAGGGAGCUGGUGGUGGCAACAGACAGCAAGGAGAUCAUGGAGCACGUGCGGUCGUUCGGAGGAAGAGCCGUCAUGACGCGCUCCUCGUGGAGGAGCGGGACCGAGCGAGUGUACGAGGGCUGGAGACUGCUGGAGGACAGCUGGAGGUUUGAGUACGUCAUCAACGUGCAGGGAGACGAGCCGCUUCUCAACCCCGCGCACAUCGACGCCCUCGCAGAGCAGCUG